GUCGCCACUCUAACCCCUAGAGGCCCGCGGCUCCGAGCCAAUCAUGACGUCUCCUCUGUGCUGGGCGGCCUCCGGCAAUGCCCAACCUGCUCAGGACCAAGCUUCAACUUCCUCCAAGGUCAAAGGCAGUCAAGCUCAAGCCAAGCAUCGCCCCAUCAGAAGCAAGGGCGCUGCACAGGCCUGGCCCCCACACCAUUCCAAGUCAGGGCCCUUCCAAGGCAGUGGGGGGAAAUCUGCAGUGCACAUGCAGGUGGCUGAGUUACAAAAGAAGAUACAACUUUUAGAGGGUGACCGGAAGGCUUUUUAUGAAAAUGCCCAGUGGAACAUCAAGAAGAAUCAGGAGACCAUCAGUCAACUCCGAGAGGAGAUCAGGAUGCUGCAACUACAGCUUACUGAUCUGCUCCAGGGAGAUGGGAAAGUGAUCCAGGCAGUGAUUAAGGAAUGGAAGUCAGAGACACCAUACCUGAAGAACAGAACCAGCCAGCAGGCUCUGGAGCACCUGGACCACAGGCUGAGUGAGAAGGUGAAGCAGUUGAAUGCUCUGCGGCACCAAGUAGGCUUGCGGCAGAAGCACCUGGAGGAACUCCAGCUACAGUACAAUCUGCGGGAGCUGGAGAUGGCCGAGGCACAAGAAGGCAACUCGGAGGUGGCCAAGACCAUGCGGAACCUUGAAAACCGUCUGGAGAAGGCCCGGAUGAAGGCAGAAGAGGCGGAACACAUAACCAGUGUGUACUUGCAGCUCAAGGCCUACCUGCAGGAGGAAAGCCUUAAUUUAGAGAACAGGUUGGACUCCAUGGAAGCUGAAGUAGUAAAGACAAAACAUGAGCUAGAGGAAUUGCAUUUGGUGAACCGAGAAGCACUCAAUGCCCGGGACAUUGCCAAGAAUCAGCUGCAGUAUUUGGAGGAAACUGUGUUCCGAGAGCGUAAGAAACGUGAGCGCUACAUAAAUGAGUGCAAGAAGCGUGAGGAAGAGAGGAAGCUGCAGAACGAACGCAUGGAACGCAAGACCCAGCGAGAGCACUUGCUGCUGCAGUCAGACGAUACCAUCCAGGAUAACCUGCGUGCUAAGGAAGAGGAACUAAGGAAACGCUGGGGCAGGUACCAGAUGGAGAUGCUCUUUGGCAAGGUGAAGGAUGCUACCGGCGUGGCAGAAACUCAUGCGGUGGUGCGCAGGUUCCUGGCCCAGGGCGACACAUUCUCGCAGUUGGAGAUGCUCAAGACAGAGAAUGAACAGACGCUGCUGACGCUGAAGCAAGAAAAGAAACAACUGCAGCGGGAGCUGGAAGACCUCAAGUAUUCAGGAGAGACCAUGCUGGUGAGUGAGCAGAAACUGAACACCGAGUUGCAGGAGCGUGUCAAAGUGGAGGAGCAGAGACGUGCUGAGGCACAGGAUCAGCUGGAGCGCUCCAUGCGGGCGUUGCAGGUUGCCAAGGAAGGCCUGGAGCACCUAUCGGGCAAGCUAAACAACAUCACAGUGGAGGGCGGCCGCUUCUCAGAAAAGGAUCUGGAUCCCAACUCAGGUGACUAUCUGCCCAAUCUGCUGGGAUUCGUGGAGGAAAAGCUGCUGAAGCUGCAGGCGCAACUCUAUGGCCAUGACGUGGCGGAGAUGCUGCGCCACCUCUCCGACCGCGAGUUCUACACCAGCCUAGAGGGAAGGCUGCCCUUCUACAACACCCGCAUCGCCUUGCCCCUUGCCAGUACUACCAAGGACAAGUUCUUUGACGAAGAGGAGAGUGAGGACGAAGACAACGACGUGGUAACACGGGCUGCCCUGAAGAUCCGUUCUCAGAAAUUAAUAGAAUCCCGCAGCAGGAAGCGCAGUCGCUCUAGGAGAUCCUAGACUAGCCCUAGCGCCCACCUGGUGCUUCCGGGACCCUGUGGAGACCCCCACCUCGGUGGGCCCAGUUUUGGGCCCACGGGAGACUUCAAGGGCUGAACAGGGCCCAGAGAAGAGAGCUGAGCCGCCUAGCCGGCUAUGCCUGGAGUAGAGAAGGGAGCCGGGCCAGCAGACUUUCCCACAGUAAAUCUUCCCGGCUGUCUGCACUGGCCUCAGAAUUGAGCAAUAAAGGUCACCGAUCAGUCCCUUGGGUAUUUGCCUCUUCUUGACCCGUAUCUCCC
Messenger RNA from Condylura cristata (star-nosed mole), 2118 nucleotides. It is a transcript of the gene ODAD3, whose product is annotated as coiled-coil domain containing 151. Gene Ontology annotation, cellular component: cilium. The coding region runs from base 44 to 1840 and encodes 598 amino acids. Lineage: Eukaryota; Metazoa; Chordata; Mammalia; Eulipotyphla; Talpidae. The transcript has 13 exons. Gene Ontology annotation, biological process: cilium movement; outer dynein arm assembly. The record is from RefSeq and is a predicted model, not a curated record.